This is a messenger RNA of Aplysia californica (California sea hare), 321 nucleotides long. Its product is annotated as FK506-binding protein 1-like. NCBI's taxonomy places the organism in Eukaryota, Metazoa, Mollusca, Gastropoda, Aplysiida, Aplysiidae. Gene Ontology annotation, molecular function: peptidyl-prolyl cis-trans isomerase activity. The record is from RefSeq and is a predicted model, not a curated record.
UCAUGCUCUCCCUUGAACACUUCCUCUUCCUUGAUUGUGGCUUCUACUAGCCCUACCCUACCUUCUAGUUCUAGGCUACCGGUCGACCGCCGUUCAGAAAGCGUCAGCUUCCAAUUCGUAAAAUCAAAACCUUGCUUCUUGUCAUAAUGGGAGUUACUGUUGAAACAAUCCAGGCUGGAGAUGGAGUCAACUUUGCCAAGGCAGGUGACACUGUUGUUGUCCAUUAUACAGGCACCCUUCAGAAUGGACAGAAGUUUGAUUCUUCUCGUGACCGAGGCAAGCCAUUCCAGACUAAAAUUGGAGUUGGGCAAGUCAUCAGAG